This is a messenger RNA of Salarias fasciatus (jewelled blenny), 749 nucleotides long. It is a transcript of the gene gch2, whose product is annotated as GTP cyclohydrolase 2. Gene Ontology annotation, biological process: tetrahydrofolate biosynthetic process; tetrahydrobiopterin biosynthetic process. The record is from RefSeq and is a predicted model, not a curated record. Lineage: Eukaryota; Metazoa; Chordata; Actinopteri; Blenniiformes; Blenniidae. The coding region runs from base 1 to 699 and encodes 232 amino acids. The transcript is spliced from 6 exons. Gene Ontology annotation, cellular component: cytoplasm. Gene Ontology annotation, molecular function: GTP cyclohydrolase I activity; zinc ion binding; GTP binding.
AUGAACGGCCACUGCAACGGAACCGUCAACGGCGCCACGGCGGAUUUCUGCAAUGGCUUCGGCGAGCUCAUCAUCGACAGCAAGAAGUCCGCUGCGCACCGCCAGCACGAGACCUCCCGCAAGCAGUCCGAGGACAAGAGCCGCUUACCGGCGCUGGAGACCGCCUACACCAGCAUCCUGCGGCACCUGGGGGAGGACACGGACCGCGAGGGGCUGCUGCGCACCCCGCUGCGCGCCGCCAAGGCCAUCCAGUUCCUCACCAAGGGCUACCACGAGACUGUGGAUGAUGUCUUAAAUGACGCCAUAUUUGAUGAAGACCACAAUGAGAUGGUGAUCGUGAAGGACAUCGACAUGUUUUCACUGUGUGAACAUCACAUGGUGCCAUUUUUUGGCAAGGUUCACAUCGGGUAUAUUCCCAACAGGAAAGUGGUGGGACUGAGCAAACUGGCGAGGAUUGUGGAAAUCUUUAGCCGGAGACUUCAAGUUCAGGAGCGUCUCACCAAGCAGAUCGCCGUGGGGAUCGCUGAUGCUCUGAAGCCCAAAGGUGUCGCUGUGGUCAUUGAAGCAACGCACAUGUGUAUGGUGAUGCGCGGCGUCCAGAAGAUUAACAGCCGCACGAUGACGAGCACCAUGCUGGGAAUUUACCUGGAGGACCCCAAAACCCGGGAGGAGUUCCUGAUGCUCUCGCAGCGCGCCUAGGAGGAGUCGCCCGCCAUCCAGUCUCAGUUUUUAACAGCACACUGACAGCU